Molecule: messenger RNA, 1490 nt
Organism: Capsicum annuum
Lineage: Eukaryota; Viridiplantae; Streptophyta; Magnoliopsida; Solanales; Solanaceae
Product: transcription repressor OFP6
Exons: 1
Coding region: 169-741 (190 amino acids)
Biological process (GO): negative regulation of DNA-templated transcription
Source: RefSeq, a predicted model, not a curated record
UCCAUAUUUAUAUACAACUUUCUCUUCACUUCCCCUUAACUCAAAUCACCCCCAAAAUCUCUCUACAAUUUCCACUUUUUCUCACAAUAAUAAUAACUAACUCAUCACCUCAAAAUCACCCAAAAAAUUUCUCUACAACUUCCAUUUUAUUUUUUUUUCUCUAGCAAAAUGUCAACAACUCACCGGAGAAGAAGAAUCAUACUCAGCAACGUAACCGUAAAGCUCGGCUGCAGCAGCAGCAGCUGCAUUCGCAGAGGUUUGACAAGCAUCUUCCAUUCAAGAAGAAGAAUCAAACAGAAACCAAAAAACAAAACUAAUAACAACUCAUCAAGUAGUUGUAGUUAUUACUAUUCGUCUUCCAGUUCAUGGGGGACGAAUACGUCAACGUUAUUCUCUCCACAUUCUUCCGAAUCACCUUCUGACUUCAAGACAUCGAAGGCAGUGCAGGGAUUCGGAAGGAUAGGUGGAGAGAGUGUUGCUGUCGAAAAGGAUUCGGAUGAUCCGUAUCUGGAUUUUCGACAGUCAAUGCUGCAGAUGAUACUGGAGAAGGAGAUUUACAAUAAGGAUGAUUUGAAGGAGCUUUUGAAUUGCUUUUUGCAGCUGAAUUCUCCUUACUAUCAUGGGAUUAUUAUUAGGGCUUUCACUGAAAUUUGGAAUGGCGUUUUCUCCCUCCGACCUGGUGUUGCCGGAGCGAGCUCGCCGUUCCUGCAUGGCGGUGAAGGUCACGUGACUUAUAUGUGAUGGUCACGUGACUUUCACCGGUAUUGCAGAGGUCACGACACCCUACGUGGUAGUAGGAGGGUUGUGGGACCAUGAAUAUUAGUAGUAGAAUGGACGUGAUUAUCUCCGAUAAAUCACGUGACUUUCAUCGGUUUUGUAUGGAUGUGGUAGUAGGAGGGUUGCGGAAUCAUGAAAUAUUAGUAAUAGAAUGGUCGUGUUGAAGCAGUUACUAAUGCUUGAUGAUAUGUUUUUUCGCUUUUGUACGGUGGAGGUCACGUGACUUUUAGGUGAUGAUCACGUGACCUUUAUUUGUUUUGGGAUUAUUAAGUGUGUUCACGUUAAGUGUGUAGUAGUAGUAGAGUUGUGGGACCAUGAACAUUAGCAAUAGAAUGGUCGUUACGUCACAUGUUCUAAGCUGUUGAAGUAGUUACUAAUGCUUAUAUAGUGCAAGAUCGUUUACAUCAUGUUCUUUGGAUGUGACGACUUUUUCUCAAAUUCUACUAACGUAGGAUGUUUUGUUCAUCGGGUUCUAUUUUUAGAAUAGGUUUCUAAAAAUAGUUUACUAAUGUAUUGGUUUUUGCUUCUUUUUUUUUUUUUUUUUGUAAUAAUAAUUUUAGGUUAGGAGGAAAAAGGGGGUUCUAUUUUCACAGCCUUUUUGAUUAUGGAUGAAAAGAAAAAAUAGUUUGUAUUAUGUAGUCAUGAAGGGGUGGUCAAAAAUGCUGUGAAAAUUGUAAUCUAUUAUUAGUAAUGUAUUGUCUUUUUAUUUUGCA